Molecule: messenger RNA, 1207 nt
Organism: Pomacea canaliculata
Lineage: Eukaryota; Metazoa; Mollusca; Gastropoda; Architaenioglossa; Ampullariidae
Exons: 5
Coding region: 1-924 (307 amino acids)
Cellular component (GO): membrane
Source: RefSeq, a predicted model, not a curated record
AUGAUUGGGACUGACCAGGGAGAACACGCCAUUCUCACCAGUCCGUGGAUGUGUGAAGACAAUGUCAUGACGAUCUGUGUCCAGUUUGAUUACAAGUUUGAUGACAGAACUGGGGGCACACUGACUCUUCGGUUGUGUAACUUCACCUCAGGAUGCGAGGUUUUGUGGUUCGCUAAUUCUAAUGACAACAAGCCAAACACCUGGCACCAUGUUAACAAAAGUGGUAGCCUCAUUCAGAGAGGAAAGUUUCAGAUUCAGUUUCGAGGAGAGAAGACAAAAGAUUAUUCUUUUAACCUAGAAACAGACUUCUACCUCGACAACAUCUUUUACGAGAACACCUCUUGCACCAUCGACUCGACAACUACUUCACUAACGACAACAGAUCUCUCAACUUCCGGUGAGAAAGUAACAACAGACACUUAUACCGACAUUUCCACCCCAGCGGAGUCUGAUGAAGAUGACAGAGAAGAAACCAUCACUGCGAACGACGACGAAGAGUCAUCUCAGUUAAUAAUGAUCGCAGCGCUCAUCGCAGUCUUGAUGCUGACGGCGGCUGUCGUGGUUGUCGUUGUUUACUUCAGACGCCAGAGGGCAGACUCUGACACCGGAAGCAAAAAAAGCUCCAUAAACAGAGAUCCUCGAAGUUCCAUAGCUAUGGUCACCAACGAGUUCUACGACAUAGCAGAUGGCGCUCCUAACAUUGAUGAAGGCAUCCUUCUACAAGACCUGGGUACUUCUCCAGACCCUGACAACUAUUACUCUGUAAUUGACGACACGGGUGGAAAUGAGGAGGUGAACACACAGUCUAACCCGGAUGUUGUUGUGCACCAUGGAUGUGACAACUACGAGAUUGUUGAUCUAGAUGAAGACAAUGUUCACUGGAAACCUCAACAACCUGCCCCGGGUAUUACUUCCCACAGCUAGCACUGAACUCGAGGAAGAUAAUCACUGUAGUAGUUGCCCCUAAAUGUCAACUGAAACAUGAUUUCAUUAUUUAAAAAUAGGAGCCAGCAGUGUUUCUGUAUAUUUGUAGUGACAAGUGUAUAUAAACGUGUAUAUACAUGUGUAUAUAUUUAUAGAUAUGUCUGGGUGUGUGCGCGUAGUUUAAAAUUAAAAUACACUUGACCCUGGGAUAGCUUAUGAACAAACAAAUGUACGAUACAUACGAUAACUAACUCUUAUUAAACUCGAGAGUCGUGUGGUCAGA